ACAAGCGAAGCGAUGGUGAGUUCGGGCAGCGGUUCCGCCAAAAAGACUAAGAAUGAAGAGCAGAGCGAAGACGUGGAGAUGAAGGCAGUGGACGGCGAGGCGUCGACAUCAUCGACGCCAGUGGUGGUGGACGUGGAUGUGCUGACCAUCGAAGAGCUGAAAGAUCAGGCGCGACAGAUAGAGAAGUCGGUGUCCUCUAAAGAGUCGCGUUUUGUGUUACGAGUGCUGCGAUCGUUGGCCACCACUCGCAAGAAGUUGAACGCAAAGGUGAUGCGGAAGAUAAUCAAUGGCUUUUACACGCAUUCAGUGAAUCAGAAGGAAUCGCUUCUUGUAUUCAUCGACGAGCCCAUGGAGACGGACGCCGGCGGACAGCAGUCUAAGCCUAAGGCCACCAAAUCGGCUCUUCUGCCGCUUUUGCCUGAAUUAGACAUUUAUUUCCAUCUUCUGGUUCUCCUAUACCUCAUAGAUCUGGAGAGACAUGAAAACGCGGUCAAGUGUUCGGAUCAGUUGAUGGCGAAGAUCGUGCGUCAGAACCGGCGCACUCUGGAUGUGUUGGCCGCCAAGUGUUACUUCUAUCACAUGCGGUGCUAUGAACUGACGGAUCAGUUGAAUCGCGUCAAAGGCUUCUUCCACUCGCGCCUCCGGACGGCUACUCUUCGCAACGACUUCGAGGGUCAGGCAGUGCUCCUGAACUGUCUGUUGCGGACAUACCUCCACUACAACCACUACGAACAGGCGUCCAAAUUGGUGUCGAAGUCGGUGUUCCCAGAGUUGGCGCCAAACAACGAGUUCUCGCGAUUCCUCUACUAUUUGGGUCGCAUUAAAGCCAUUCAAUUGGAGUACUCGGAGUCCCGGAAGAACCUCUUGCAGGCCAUCCGAAAGGCGCCGCAACACAAGGCUCUGGGCUUUAAGCAAAUCGUCCAGAAGUUGGCCAUAACUGUGGAGCUCUUGUUGGGCGACAUCCCGGACAGGGCUCUGUUCCGUGACCCCACUCUACGUCGAUGUCUGGCGCCGUACUUCCAGUUGACACAAGCGGUCAGAACUGGUAAUCUUCAGCGAUUCAAUGAAGUGCUCGAAAACUUUGGCCAAAAGUUUCAAUCGGAUCACACGUUUACUCUUAUCAUACGCUUAAGACAUAAUGUGAUCAAAACAGGCGUCCGAAUGAUUAAUCUCUCGUAUUCUCGGAUCCAUUUGAAAGACGUCGCCAACAAACUAAUGCUCGACAACUCAGAGGACGCCGAAUACAUCGCCGCUAAAGCCAUCAGAGAUGGAGUGAUUGAAGCGACACUCGAUCACGAGAAGAGUUUCGUUCAGUCCAGAGAGACCACUGAUGUCUACUGCACUCCCGAGCCCUUGUCGGCAUUCCAUCAGCGCAUCGCCUUCUGCCUCGACAUUCACAACCAGUCCGUCAAAGCCAUGAGAUUUCCCCCCAAAUCCUAUAACAAAGACUUGGAGUCCGCGGAG
This is a messenger RNA of Oppiella nova, 1464 nucleotides long. The record is from the annotation of a GenBank genome assembly. Lineage: Eukaryota; Metazoa; Arthropoda; Arachnida; Sarcoptiformes; Oppiidae.